ACAAAAGAGCUUCAACUCUUUCUACAUACAUUCAUGUGUCAGCUAUUAAAUUCAUAGCUUGUAUUCUCCUCGCAGGCAAGACAAAUUCUGUUAGGACCAUCUCUGUCUCUUUGUGAAGAGAGUCUUAAACAGGGACUGAAGCCUGAAAGUAAAGACAAGAACCGUAAGUAUCUAAAGCUUUGUGAGUGCAGGCAAUCUGGAACUUGUAAGAAGGUAUCAAGAGCAGCAAUUAAGACCAUGUGCCAUAGAGGACAUGAUCUUCUCUGUCUGAGCCUUGAAUCCUCAAUCUUCUCUUGUUGUGUCUCUGACUGACAGAUGUUCUUUGUCUGUUCUAUUUAAUGUACUACUAAUCCAUGCAUCUUCUCUUCCAAGCUACUUGAACUAUUCACCACUCUUUUCUUCAUUUCCAAGCUCCAUUUACUUCAACUAUGGCUGCCAGGGAUAAACAACUUCGAGAGCUCCUCCAGGAGGAGCAAGAGCCUUUCAUCCUGGAGCUUUACCUGGUGGAAAGAGGGUAUUUGAGAAAGAGCUUUAAUGGAGGAAGUAGCUUCCCUCUUUGUCAUGGCGAUUCAAGAAAAUCAGUCAAGAGGUCAUUUAGCUCUGGUCUUAAAAGGAGCAAAAUGGGUGUUCCGCAAUUUCCAAAGGCGUUAAGAAGUGUGUAUGAUCAGGUCAUUUCCAUCAACGAGAGGCUCAGAAUCAAAACUUGUAAUCAUGGAGAUGGAAAUGUUGAUGUUACAAAGAAUAAGGACAGGCAAAACCAAGAAGCAGUGGAAUUUGAAAGAUUUUCUUCAGCUAGCAGCUCAACAGUCUUCAAUUCAUGUUGUGGAAGUGAUGCAGAAGAAACUUCCACUUCUCAGCUUAAAGAUCACAUCUCAUUCACAGCAAACACUUCCCAGUCUUUAAAACUCUGCAAUCUACUAGAAAAAGAGGCUGCUGGAGAUGGGAAGUUCCAAUGGCAAUGCAUAGAAGAAAGUAGACAGCUCAGCCCAGUGUCUGUACUAGAAGAGGUAGCUUCACAUAGAGGUUACCCACUUGAUAACAAUAAAACAUACUUCCGCAGCUUAAAAGAAAAGAAUACCUCAAAAACUUGUGGCCUUUCUCCCAAGAAAGUUACAGAAGACUCUGUUCUAUCAGCUUGUCUGUGGAAAUUACUUUUCCACUCAGCAGCUGAGAAACCAACUUUAGCAGGAGUCUCAGAAAUACAGGAGCUUGUCCAAUCCAAUCUUUCUUCACAGCACCUGAAGUCGAAGUCAAGUUUGCAGCAAACAAAGCAACUUCUUUUUGACUGUGUAAAGGAGAUAGUAGAGAACCAUGGAAGGAAGAAGGAGAAGCGACAACAACAGAGAAAAUAUUUGGCAUCAGAAGAGCUCGGAAAGCUAAUUGGAGAGAAAAUUAAGUUCUUGGGAAAACAGUCUGGUGAAGAAUCAACCUUGAGAGAACUACUGGAAUUGGAAUUUCUGGAUUCAGCACAAGAAUGGAAUAGUUAUAAGAAACAGAGAAGGGACAUCGGGUUUCAGAUUGGGGACGCCAUUUUGGAGGAGAUUAGCAGUGAAGUUGUUAAGGAAAUGAUCGAUUUAUUGUCACCAAUCACCAGAUAUUGAGCUGGUAAUUGUAUCAAAAGUAAUUAUUUCCACUUUCACUUUCCAUACUACAUUAAAA
This is a messenger RNA of Manihot esculenta (cassava), 1659 nucleotides long. RefSeq lists its product as uncharacterized. The transcript is spliced from 3 exons. The record is from RefSeq and is a predicted model, not a curated record. Lineage: Eukaryota; Viridiplantae; Streptophyta; Magnoliopsida; Malpighiales; Euphorbiaceae. Bases 429 to 1601 code for a protein of 390 amino acids.